AUGAAUUCACUUCUUUCGUUGAUAGUUACUCUUUGUCUUAUUUUCACUCACGUAAAUGCACUUGAUUUUCAUGAUUUUGAUCUUUUUGAAGAUUCACAAAAUUUUGAACAAGACAUUGAUUCAUUCAUUGAAUUGUUUGACGAUGAUGAAUCAAUGGACCUUCUUCUUAAUGAUUUCUCAUUAAGUUCAAUUGGAAGUGCAAUAGGAAGAGCCGUUGACAAAGGAACUAAAUGGUUAGCAAAGAAUGGAGAAGCUAUUUCAAAUACUCUCGGUAAGGUUGCAGAUGUUGCAGGAACUGUUGGUAAAGUAGCUGGUACAGUUUCUAGUGUUGCAGGAAAAGUUGCAUCAUUUGUACCAAUUCCACAAGUAAAAGCAGCAGCUGGAGCUAUUGCAGCAGGUGCUAAAGCUGUACAAGGAGUAUCAAAAGUAGUAGAAAAAGGGGCAAGAAUAGGACAAAAAGUAGUAAAUGUAGCAACGACUGCAUCUAAGACGUAUCAAGACAUAAAGAAUGGAAAGUCUAGUAGUUCGAGUAGUUCAAGUUCAAGUAGUUCUACAAGUUCGAGUUCUAAAGGAAGUAAAUCUUCAAAAGGUGGAAAUCCAGUUUCAAAUUUCCUUAAUAAGGCUAAAGGCAUUAAUAAUAAAGUUCAAGGUAUUGCUAAAAAGGCUGGUAAAGUUGGUAAAACAAUUUCUAAAGUUGCAAACACUGUUAGUAAAUAUUCUGGCAAAGCAGGUAAACUUGGAAAGGCUAUUAGUUCUGCUGCCAAUAAAGCAAAUAAAAUUGGUAAGGCUAUUAGUAAAACAUCCAAUACUGUUAGUAAAGCAAGUAAAAAAGUUAGUAAAUUCUUGGGUGGUGGAAAGAAAUCAAAAGGAGCUUCUAAAAAGUCUAAAGUUUCUAAACCUAAAAAAGCAUCUAAGCCUAAAAAAGUAUCUAAGCCUAAAAAAGUUUCAAAACCAAAGAAAGUAUCUAAACCAGCAAAACCUGCUAAAAGUAGUUCCAAAAAAUCUAAAAAGUAA
This is a messenger RNA of Entamoeba nuttalli P19, 1014 nucleotides long. RefSeq lists its product as hypothetical. Lineage: Eukaryota; Evosea; Mastigamoebida; Endamoebidae. The record is from RefSeq and is a predicted model, not a curated record. Bases 1 to 1014 code for a protein of 337 amino acids. The transcript has a single exon.